Messenger RNA from Dissoconium aciculare CBS 342.82, 1563 nucleotides. RefSeq names its product DUF1479-domain-containing protein. The coding region runs from base 1 to 1563 and encodes 520 amino acids. The transcript has 3 exons. NCBI's taxonomy places the organism in Eukaryota, Fungi, Ascomycota, Dothideomycetes, Mycosphaerellales, Dissoconiaceae. The record is from RefSeq and is a predicted model, not a curated record.
AUGUUUGUGAUCUAUCGCUCAAUACCCUGGUUCACUUCAAAUACCAUUCACCCAAAUGCGACAUCCACCGCUCAACGACGUGAGGGAGAUAUUUCCAAUGCCUUUGCUUCUCUCUCCGGCAGCCCGCCCAAGCCCCUGGAUGCUCGCUUUGCCGACAUCAAAACUCGCCUAAUCCAAGGCAAUGAAGCUCGUAUCGAAGCCUCAUGGAGCCGGCUGCUUACUGAGCUUCGCAAAGAAACACAAGACAUCAUCGAAAAGGGCUCAUCCAUCAUCCCUGAGAUCCAAUACCAGGACCUCUCCUCCGCCAGCACAACCUUUCGCUCUGCGCUCAAGAAGUAUGGCGUGGCAGUCAUUCGGAAUGUUCUCCCAGAGAACGAAGCGCUCGCGCUGAAGACCGACAUUCGCGAAUACAUCGCAGCAAACGCCGAAAGGACGCGUGCUUUCCCUCCUGAAAAUCCCCAGGUCUACGAGCUCUAUUGGUCGCCUUCGCAAGUCCGCGCCCGGAGUCAUCCAAAUCUGCUCCACACUCAGAAAUGGCUGAUGGAGGAAUUCUGGCACACUUCGCCACCCGCGCCCGCGCCGAUCAAGCAACAGCAACAGCAACAACAACAACCUCCGCCGCUGAUAUCCACCAGCCAUCCCGUCACCUACGCCGACCGCUUCCGCAUUCGUCUUCCGGGCGACAACAAGUUCGCGCUCGGCCCACAUGUCGAUGGCGGCUCAUGCGAGCGAUGGGAAGACGCCGGCUACGGCGGACGACGCGCCAACGGCGUCUACGAAGCCAUCUUCGACGGCCGAUGGGAAGAUUUCGACGCCUGGGCCGCCCGCCCCCGUCUCGGUGUCAACUCCGAUCUCUACGCCGGCACCGGCGCAUGCAGCAUGUUCCGGAUGUUCCAAGGCUGGCUCUCCAUGAGCACCACCGGCCCGGGCGAGGGGACGUUACUCGUGAACCCGCUCUUCAAGCUCGCCACAGCAUACUACCUCCUGCGACCAUUCUUCACCCCGAAAGCGCCAUCAUCACCCGACUCUCCCGCCGCAGCGCAACAGCAAGAAUGGACCCUCUGCGACCCGCAGACCGCCACCCUCCCGGGCUCCUCGCCGGGCCAAGGCCAGGAGCUCACGCAAGCGGACCACCCGCACCUGCUCCUCCCGCAGACCAUGAUCUCCCUGCCGCGCGUCCACCCCGGCGACUACGUCGUCUGGCACUGCGACACCAUCCACGCCGUCGACCCGACCCACUGCGGCGCCCACGACUCCAGCGUGCUGUACAUCCCCGUGUGUCCGCUGACGCAGCGCAACGCGGAGGCGCUGGAGCGGCAGCGGCGCGCGUUCCUCGUCGGCGCCACGUCGCCGGACUUCGGCGACGAAGGCGCCGUGGCGGAGGGCGCGCAUGUCGGGAGGAUGGAUGUCGAGGGGUUCGUGCAGAUGGAGGAAGCCGCUGGCCGAGUGGAGGGCUUGAGGGCGAUGGGGCUUGAGGCGUGGGAUAGUGAUGCCGAGGGGUUGGGGGCCGGGCAGAGGGAGGUGCUGGAUCGGGCGAAUAAGAUUAUGGGGUUCUAUGAUUGA